Molecule: messenger RNA, 1479 nt
Organism: Saccharomyces mikatae IFO 1815
Lineage: Eukaryota; Fungi; Ascomycota; Saccharomycetes; Saccharomycetales; Saccharomycetaceae
Gene: CRF1
Product: Crf1p
Exons: 1
Coding region: 1-1479 (492 amino acids)
Biological process (GO): regulation of ribosomal protein gene transcription by RNA polymerase II
Molecular function (GO): transcription coregulator activity
Source: RefSeq, a predicted model, not a curated record
AUGCCGAGAGAAACAAAUAAGGCUACUUUAUGCCCAUCAACCUCUUCGACUGUCUUCUUUUCAUCUAAUAAUGAUGAAAGAUUCAAUACGCCUUCGGACUCAUCUGUAAGUGACAUUUCGGGUGUAGAGAGUAGUUAUACCAGUCCCAAACGAUUGAAGCCAGAACUGAAGAAUCAUUCUUAUAAGUUUUCUGGAAAUGAAAAUACGAAUGAACUAGAGGGAGAGGCAUUUCUUGGCAGUGGCUUUAAAACAGAAGCAGAUAAUGCAUUUAAUGACCAGUUUACACCAGCUUGCCGCACUACAUAUGUCAGUAAUAAGCGGAAUGUAAACUUCGAGGAGAAUCCAGUUGGACAAUUGCUCGAUUUUCCAACAAGUAAAAACGAAUCUUGCGGACUGUAUUAUAGCACCUCCGCCUCAGAAAUUAGCCAAAAUGAUGAGGACAUUGGUGUCGAAAUUCCAGGAAAAGAUGAACUCCAUUGUUGUCAAACAACAUUGAUAGAUAAUGAUAGGCCUAGUACCUCUCAAUAUUCAGAAACAGAAUCAGAUAUCGAAUUUAAUGAGGUGGUGAAUUUCACACCGAUGGAGGGUAUGGAUAAGGAAAGAAGGGAUCCAAAAUCGUUUGAAAAAAAAUUUGUUAGCGGCAAUUUUGAGGAACAUACGCUAUUAAACUCAGAAAGUGGCCAUUACAGCGGCUGCAAUCAUUCCUCUCGAUUGAAUGUAUCCAAAAAUCCCCAUCUUAACGGCGAUCUGCAUAAGAGCAGUGAAGAUGAGUUUAAUGAACCACUUAAUCAAAUCUCUAGUCUAGAAAGCCUCGCGAUUAAUGUAGAAAAAGGAGAUACGGAUUAUCUCUAUCUUAGUCCGAGAGAAGAACUAUCCGAUUCUUCAUGUUCUUCAGAGGGCCUAGUAAAUAAUAGUUGUGAAAAUGAUCUGAACAUUGAGGAAGUUAUUUACAGAGAUGAUGAAUCAACAGACGAAGAUGAGAGCUUACCGCCUCCGGAUCCAAAAAGGAAAAAAAUUGGUUCCAAAGCUUGUGAAAUAUUGGAUUCCCGGAGAAUUGGUAUAAAAGUACCAAAGUUAUAUAUUUGGUCUUUAAGUGAUAAACCCUUUAGCGUUAUCGACGGGUUAUGUACCAAAUCUCUAUAUCCACUGGGAGACGACGUUGAUACUCCCGAAAGUUUAAGCUCAAGCUCAAUAAAUUCACAAACGGAGCAAAAAGAGGAUCCAACUUUUGAUAAUGAUACAAUGUUGACCGAUCUUUUGGACAUAGGCGGACCUGAAGUGGAAAAAGAGGCCAGUGGUUACAAUGAGUUCACGAAUAAGGGAUUAUUGGAUAGGCCAAAGGGAUCGUUAUCGUCUUUCAGGGAAAGAAAUAAUUGUUUUCAAGAAACAAACGCACAUUAUAACCUGAACAUAUCAAAGUUCAGAAGGAGCGCGGCCUACUGUGUUAGCGAAGAUCAAAUCGGAGUAUUAUAUGAUUGA